This is a messenger RNA of Callorhinus ursinus (northern fur seal), 5810 nucleotides long. RefSeq names its product leukocyte receptor cluster member 8 (gene LENG8). Gene Ontology annotation, cellular component: nucleus. NCBI's taxonomy places the organism in Eukaryota, Metazoa, Chordata, Mammalia, Carnivora, Otariidae. The record is from RefSeq and is a predicted model, not a curated record.
UCAGGACGUCGAAGCCCAAGGAAGACGAGAACCAGCCGGGUCGCGAGCAGUUCCGCGGCCCUGUCGCUGUCGCCUUGGGCCGCUGCUGACGAGUCCAGGGGGCGGACGGCUGAGACAGUGAGAAAGCAGUCUGGCUCCUGAGGUCCACCCCUUAUGCCCCAAGGUCCAGAUGGCGGCCAACGUGGGUGAUCAACGUAGCACAGAUUGGUCUUCUCAGUACAGCAUGGUGGCCGGGGCAGGCAGAGAGAACGGCAUGGAGGCUCCUAUGCAUGAGAACCCAGAGUGGGAGAAGGCCCGCCAGGCUCUGGCCAGCAUCAGCAAAGCAGGAGCCGCCGGCAGCUCCGCCAAGGCCAGCAGCAAUGGGCCUGUUGCCAGUGCCCAGUACGUGGCUCAGGCGGAGGCCUCGGCCCUGCAGCAGCAGCAGUACUACCAGUGGUACCAGCAGUACAGCUACGCCUACCCGUACAGCUACUACUACCCCAUGAGCAUGUACCAGAGCUAUGGUUCUCCCUCCCAGUAUGGCAUGGCCAGCUCCUACGGUUCCGCCACACCCCAGCAACCAUCGGCACCCCAGCACCAGGGGGCUCUGAACCAGCCCCCAGUUCCUGGCAUGGAAGAAAGCAUGUCCUACCAAGCCCCCCCGCAGCAGCUGCCGGCAGCCCAGCCCCCUCAGCCCUCCAACCCCCCGCAUGGGGCUCAUAAUCUGAACAGCGGCCCCCAGCCUGGAACGGCCCCAGCCACACAGCACAGCCAAGCGGGGCCUGCCUCAGGCCAGGCCUAUGGGCCACACACCUACUCCGAGCCUGCCAAGCCCAAGAAGGGCCAACAGCUGUGGAACCGGAUGAAGCCAGCCCCUGGGACCGGUGGUCUCAAGUUCAACAUCCAGAAACGGCCCUUUGCUGUCACCAGCCAGAGCUUCAGCUCCCCCUCAGAGGGCCAGCACGGCAGCUUCGGCCCCCAGCCCAACCCCGAGAAAGCCCAGAACCACAGGGGGAGCCUGUCCGGGAAGCCCGACGAUUGGCCGCAGGACAUGAAAGAGUAUGUGGAGCGCUGCUUCACUGCUUGCGAAUCGGAGGAGGACAAGGACCGGACGGAGAAGCUGCUCAAGGAGCUGCUGCAGGCUCGGCUGCAGGAUGGCUCGGCCUACACCAUUGACUGGAGCCGGGAGCCCCUGCCAGGGCUGACUCGGGAGCCUGUGGCUGAGAGCCCCAAGAAGAAGCGGUGGGAGGCCCCUAGCAGCCUUCAUCCUCCCAGGGGGGCAGGCUCAGCGACAAGGGGCGGGGGUGCCCAGUCCCAGCGAGGGACACCAGGGGCUGGGGGUGCUGGCCGAGCCCGGGGCAGCAGCUUCGCCAAGUUUGGCAACCGCAAUGUCUUCAUGAAGGACAACAGCUCUUCCUCCAGCACGGACUCCCGCUCCCGUUCCUCCUCCCGGUCCCCUACUCGCCACUUCCGCCGCAGUGACUCCCACUCGGAUUCAGACAGUUCUUACUCAGGGAAUGAGUGUCACCCUGUGGGUCGCAGGAACCCCCCCCCGAAGGGCCGAGGAGGUCGGGGGGCCCACAUGGACCGGGGCCGAGGCAGGGCACAGCGUGGGAAGAGGCAUGAUCUUGGUCCCACCAAGCGCAGCCGCAAAAAGAUGGCCGCACUAGAGUGCGAGGACCCUGAGCGUGAGCUGAAGAAGCAGAAGCGGGCGGCCCGCUUCCAGCACGGACAUUCCCGCCGCCUGCGCCUCGAGCCCCUGGUACUGCAGAUGGGCAGCCUGGAGAGCAGUGGUGCUGACCCAGACUGGCAGGAACUUCAGAUCGUGGGUACCUGCCCUGACAUCACCAAGCACUACCUGCGUCUCACCUGUGCCCCCGACCCAUCCACUGUGCGCCCUGUGGCGGUUUUGAAAAAGUCUCUGUGCAUGGUCAAGUCCCACUGGAAAGAGAAGCAAGACUAUGCCUUUGCCUGUGAGCAGAUGAAGUCGAUUCGGCAGGACCUGACGGUGCAAGGUGUGCGAACGGAGUUCACGGUGGAGGUGUAUGAGACGCACGCCCGCAUCGCCUUGGAGAAGGGCGACCAUGAGGAGUUCAACCAGUGCCAGACGCAGCUCAAGUCGCUGUACGCCGAGAACCUGCCAGGCAACGUGGGCGAGUUCACUGCUUAUCGCAUCCUUUACUACAUCUUCACCAAGAACUCAGGAGACAUCACCACGGAGCUGGCGUACCUGACUCGGGAACUGAAGGCAGACCCCUGCGUGGCUCACGCCUUGGCACUGAGGGCGGCCUGGGCUCUGGGCAACUACCACCGCUUCUUCCGGCUCUAUUGUCAUGCGCCCUGCAUGUCUGGGUACCUGGUGGACAAGUUUGCAGACCGGGAGCGCAAAGCUGCCCUCAAGGCGAUGAUCAAAACGUAUGUGAAGCUGGGUUCUCCCCCGCCCCCUCCGCUCUGCUGGCCCUGCCGCUGCCUUCCUUCCCCACUUCCCUCCUCCCUCUGUACACUCCUGGGCUGUCAGGCUUCCAGCUCCCGUGACCUGGACACUGGUCCUCUCUCCCCUUGUCUUCUUUCUACACGUACCCUGCUCCCCAGCCCCUCCCGCUUCCCUUCCCACGGUUGGCCCUCUGUCUCCCUAGGCCCGCCUCUGCAUCUCUCUUCUUCCCCAUUCUGUCUCGCUGCUCCAGGGUUCCCUCUCCACCCGAGUCUCUAUUUCUCCUGCUCACGUCACCCUGGACCCUGGUUUGUUUUCUUGCUCUGGGCUCUUGAUUUUCUCACUCGGAGGUCUCUGUUCACCUUUCAAGGCUCUCCUGACACUGAGCUCCCCCUCGGUAGAGACAAACUAGGAAAGUUGGUUGUGCUCUUGGCAGCUUCUGAUCUAACGGGACCAAGACCCCAUUCCAACUUGAGCUCCUUUAAGAGUACAGAAAAUAUGUAGGGAGGCAGGUGUGAUGCAGGGACAAGCCAGAUCAGGGACUGUAUGAAAAAGAGCAAGCUCUCUGUACGUUAGGUAUUCCCUGUGUUGUGCGCACAUGCAUGGUGGGGAACUUGUGGUUCUCUGUCAGGGGUGAGAUGCCCCUGGGUGACGUAGGGAGAUGUCAGGUGACCUCUUUUGUUGGCACAAGUAGGGGUUGCUACUGGUGUCUAGUGGGUAGAGGCUAGGGAUGCUGCUCGGCCUCCUGCAGUGCCCAGGACGCCCCACAGCAGAGAAUCACCUGGCCCCAGUGUCAGUCUUGCCAAGGUUGAGAACCCUCAGUCAGAGGUUGGUAGGUCCAAGGGGCCACCUCAGUUAGCUUAGGAGCCACAGGAGUGGUGUGGAACUGGGGAGGGGCAGUCACACUGAAGUGAGGAGACACACUCCAGGAUCUGGUUUGGGUCCAGAUUUAAGGCAGAGGCCGAGCCAGGGCAGGAGCCGCAGAAGUAGACAAGGACGUGGCACAGAAACAUGAAGGUGACAGGAUACACAGGGCCUGGUUACCUACCUGGGAGUGACGGGGAGGUGGGGUGUCUAAAGGCUCUGUGGGCUGUCCCCGAGUCUGCCCUCUGCAGCGGGAUAGCAGCUCCCAAGCUUGUGUGUGGCUCCCAGGGGUGUCGUGUGGGCUGGUCACUGUGUUGGUUAGUUCGUAUAUGCUGGGUCUUGGUUGGGGCCGUAGCCGUGAAGGUGCCUUGUAGGAGGGGCCUUGGCCUACAUGGGCCGCACGCUCUCCUCCCCCCACUCUUUCUUAGCACACAAGCUCCUCCCUCCCAGAGCCCCCAGAACAGGUUUUCGCAGGGUGGCCAGGAGGCCAGCUCAGUUGUGGGGAGAAAUAGGCUCUCUUGUGCUCCCAUGGAUAUCCAGAGCUGUGAUGGCGCGCGGACUUGAGGCAGGACUGGGUCAUGUCCUUUGUGCGGCAUUCUCCCUGUGUGAUGCUGGCCAGGUGGCUCCGCCUUUGGAGUUACGGUUCCCUCGGCGUCUGUUUCUAAAGGGUAGGGUGACGCAGUUUCUGGAGAGAAUUCAGCGGGUUAACAGCCAUUUCCCGGCACACGCCAAGUCUUCUUAGCAACUUCAAGUGACUGUUGCGAGCGUGUAAUAGGCGUUGGCUGACCCUGUGCCUGGCAUUCCUGAGGCACUUUGACCCAGGCCGGGGGAACAGCCGGGGUGGGGCCCCCAGAGUAGCUGUCAGACCUGCCAACCCAUGCCCAUCCCCAUCCCCUCGGGUCACUCCCUCUGCCUGGCCCCCUGCCCUUGGGCCACAGCGGGCCCUCUUCUGAGGGACUGCUCAGGCCCUUGAGCAGCGGAAGAGCCAGCUGGGCCCUUCCUUCCCAUCCCCUCUCCUUGGUCCCCCUCGUACAGGUAAGUGAGGGUGAAGGGGGGCACAGCCGGGGCUGGGGCCACCAGCCCCACCCCGGGCCCCCCCAAGCCCUGGAGGUGGGGAGGCUGGGUGGGGAGGGGUGAGAGGUCAGCAGGUAACGUGCCGAGGAAACCCUUUGGGUGCCCUAAGGGGGGGCACCCACUCCCUGCUCGUGGGGCCCUCCCCUGCCCGCCGCCCGCCUCAUCACAUUCUCCUCUUGUCUCCGUAGCUUCCGCCCUGCGCUGCCAGUCUCCUACCUGCAGGCCGAGCUGGCCUUCGAGGGCGAGGCCGCCUGCCGGGCCUUCCUAGAGCCCCUGGGCCUGGCAUACACGGGCCCGGACAACGCCAGCAUCGACUGCCGCCUCAGCCUGGCGCAGCUGUCAGCCUUCUGAGCACCAGCGCGGAUGGGGGCGGGGUGGGGGCAGGGCUGUGGCCCCCCAGCACCGCCUUUGCCGAUUUUGUUUUUGAGCCAUGGACUUGGGUUGUAAAUUAGUUCGUGGGGAGUGGGCUCCAGGAAGAGCCGCCGCCCCUGUCCCCCGUUUUCCUACCGGGGGGUCUGUACAGAGAUUUUUUUCUACAUUUUUAUUUUUUGCCUCAGAGGGAUGGGAUUGGGGGAGGAGGGGGUGGGACAGCGGAGGGCUGGGGGCAUGGUCUGUAGGCUGCUCUGUGUCCGCCUGGCACCUCCACUAAUGCUGUCUCAGUGUUUUCUCUCUCUCUCUCUCGAGCUCGUACUCCGGUACCAACCUGGCUCCCUGGCCCAUCCCAUGCCGGGGGGGGCCAGAAGAAGACAGGCCGCUCCGCCCGUGCCCGCCCGCGGCGGGGGCACCAGCACACCAGCCCGCCACCCGCCACCUGCCCGCCUCACCACAGACUCUUGUUGCCCAGCCCUCCGGGGCCUCCGUGUUUGGGGCUAGGGCAGCCGUGUAGAGACUGUGCCCCGCCCUCAGCCCCCCACGCCAGAAACGCCGACGCCAAGCCGCCACCACAUCCACGCCCACACUCCGCACUGAGGACUCCGGAGGCCAUCGCGGGACCUUGGCCGGGCCGCCUCGUCUGCAGUUGCAUUAAGUUGUCUCCGUGUCCCUCCUCCCUCCACCCCCGUGUCUCUUCUGGUUUUUUUUUCCUUCCUUCCCUCCUCCUCCUGCUCGCCACCCUUCUUUGGUUCCGCACAGGUAAAACGGUUACCCUCCCUUCCUCCCUUGCCUUCAUGGAUCACCAGCUCACGUCAUGUUUCCUUCUCUUUUCUUUUUGUGUGUGUUUAUUUAAGUUGUUUUUCUUCCUCCCCUUUUUCUUUUUGCCCCCCCCUUCUGCCAUGUAACUGGAGGAUGUGCGAUGAGUUUGCAAACAGCUGGACUGUCAGGCUGCUUUUUUUCCAGAUGUUCCUCCUCUGCUUCCCUCCCUUCCCUCUCCCCUCCCUUCUCCUUCCUUCAUUCUUUCCUUGGAUCACUGAGCACCAUUUGGAAGCUUGAGAGAAACCAAAAUUAAAGAGAGAGAGAGAGAGAG